This is a messenger RNA of Hypomesus transpacificus, 6232 nucleotides long. RefSeq names its product La ribonucleoprotein 4Ab (gene larp4ab). NCBI's taxonomy places the organism in Eukaryota, Metazoa, Chordata, Actinopteri, Osmeriformes, Osmeridae. Gene Ontology annotation, molecular function: mRNA 3'-UTR binding. The record is from RefSeq and is a predicted model, not a curated record. Gene Ontology annotation, biological process: positive regulation of translation. The coding region runs from base 360 to 2747 and encodes 795 amino acids. The transcript is spliced from 16 exons. Gene Ontology annotation, cellular component: cytoplasmic stress granule; cytosol.
GUAACCGGUCGCACAGUCUUUCGGGACGGUGGCUGAGGGCGAACUUGAUGUCAGCGUCGUUUUGAAAGGUCUUUCGUUGCAUGGUUGGGAAUCAGAGCACUUCUGUAAUAUACGAAUCUAUAUUGAAUUUUCUUAAUUGAUUUCAAAUGUAAUUUUGUAGAUAGUUAUUAAUCUAAUUUACUGUACGGCGUUGGGAACGAAUUAGAAACAAUUGCAAGUUGCUAGCUAGUGCUACGCUACUUCGCCACUCAGCUAGCUAGCUUGUUGCUCAUAGUCACGCUGGUGCUGGUUGAGGAAGGAGAGUGGCGAAAGAGACGGGGGACGGGGGAUACUGCGGGUAGUGGAGUCAGGAGCGGCUGAUGAGUUCUGAAUUUGAGCAGGGUCUGGAGCUUCAGAAGGAGGUGGUCAUCCUAGGAUUGGAUCGCCGUGCUUGUGGACAAGAAGAGAAACUAUCAGAAAACAGCGUGGAUCAAGGCGGCAUGGUCACCACAAAAGGAGCUGGCUUGAACCCCAACGCCAAAGUGUGGCAAGAGGUCUCUGGCCCCCAGGACCAGGUUCCAGAGGAAGGGACCGAAGGUUCCCACUGGCAGCACACCUCCCCUUCUUCUGCUGAAAUGACUGAGGAGACUCCCCCUGCUGUGGGGAAGGAGUAUAGCAUAGAGUAUUGUGAUCUGUCAGACAGCAGUGCUGCUGUGACCCCUGGGGGAGUGAUGAAUGGCCUGGACCACUCUGAGCUGGCCUUUCCCCUUUAUGAGCCCCUGACUGACCCAACAGUAGUGGAGGGAGAGGUUCUGGAACAGCAGCAGCAGCAGCCGCUCUCUGAAGAGAGCCUGUGUGAGUCCCUGAAGAAACAGCUGGAGUUCUGCUUCUCCAGAGAGAAUCUGUGUAAGGACCUGUACCUGAUGUCCCAGAUGGACAGCGAUCAAUUUGUCCCCAUCUGGACGAUCGCCAGCAUGGAGGACAUCAAGGUUCUCACUACUGACAUGGACCUCAUCCUCAAAGUGCUGAGAGCCUCUCCAAUGGUGCAAGUAGAUGAGACGGGGGAGAGGGUACGACCCAACCACAAGCGCUGCAUCAUCAUCCUGAGGGAGGUCCCCGAGACCACGCCUGUGGAGGAAGUGGAGGCCCUGUUCCAGAAUGAGAACUGUCCAAAAGUGAUUAGUGUUGAAUUUGCACACAACAACAACUGGUACAUAACAUUCCAGUCGGACACAGAUGCACAACAGGCCCACAGAUACCUAAGAGAGGAAGUCAAAACAUUUCAGGGAAAACCCAUUAUGGCACGAAUCAAGGCCAUCAGUACAUUCUACGCUAAGAAUGGCUACCGCAGCGUGGACUCCAGCGUGUACAGCCAGCACUCCCAGAACCAGAACCAGUACAGCCCCCCCGUCUACAUGCAGCAGAUGUACAACCCCCCCCAGCAGUACCCGCUCUACCCUCUGGUGCCCCCCACAUGGAACCCCUCACCCACUCCUUACUUUGAGACACCACUGGCCCCAUUCCCCAACAGUGGCUUUAACGGCUUCAGCACCUCUGGAAACUACAAGCUAGGCUCCAGUCCCCUGGGCCUGGGCCGGCCCUUCAACAGGACCCGGAACCACGUGAAAAGCCAGCCCAGGCCUGGUGACGUGCCCUCCCCUCCCUGUGUGACCCCAGUCCCACUGGUGGAUGGUCUGUCUGGCCCCUCCAGCACCCAGCCCCCCAGAACUGCAGCCGGAGGCCCUCUGCACAGCACCCAAGAGCCUGCUUCUCCCCUCACCCUCAGGGAUACCAUGCCACUGACCUCAGAUGCCAGUGCAGACCUGGGCAUAGCUGGCCGUGGCCGGAGAGGAAGCUACAGAGGUGUGCGGAGGCGGAGAGAAGACGAGCGGAGCACGAGGUCCCUCCCCUUGGCUGAGGUCAAGCUACCGCCUCCCAAGUUUGACCUGGCAACCUCCAACUUCCCCCCGUUGCCAGGGUGUGUAGUCAGUACGCAGGGAGAGACUGUGCUAGAGACACGCAUGUCUGACGUGGUGCGAGGUCUUAAGGCUAGCGACAAGUUUGAGGUCAAACAAGAGAGCCCGGUGCCCCCCUGCAGUGCCCAGCAGGACAGUGUGAACACCCCAAGUCCCACUGCAACAACCCCCAAAGCUACUCCACCCACUGUGGAGCCCCCUGUCCCAAGUGUUGCUCAUCAGAUAAAGGAUGUGGAAACGUCCGAACCUCCAGCCCCUAAGGAGACAGCCCCGCCCCCUGCACCAGCCGCCUCUCUGCCAGCCUCACCUCCGCCUGUGCCUGCUAGCAAACCCGCCCGCAGCCAGCCAGUGUGCCCCACAACCACGACCCCCACUGUCUCUGUCCUCACGCCUGCACAGGAGCCAAGGAAGCUGAGCUAUGCUGAAGUGUGCCAGCGGCCAGCCAAGGACCCGCCACCCACACCCAGCCUAUCGCCUCCCCCACCCACCCCCUCUCCAACCAGCCAACCCCUGAGGGAGUUGCGGGUUAACAAGGUAGAAGAGUCCGCCUCAUCUCCCAGCAGCAAUUCUGACAGGUCAGAGAAACCCUAUGAGAGAAACGGUGAAGGCCGUGCCGCCCGUGCCCCACUGGGCUCAUACCGUGGAGGCAACCGUGACACCCGUGGUGGGGUGGGGCUAAAGAUCCGCGAUCAUCAUCAGAGAUCCUAUCCCAUUGGUCGACGAAUCUCCCCUCAGGGAGGUGCCAGACGGAGUGGCAAGGAGCAGAAUAUUCCCCCUCGAUCACCAAAGUAGAUAACAAAACAACAACAAUCAGUGGACUUACAGGAAGAAAUCAUCACAAAUCUGUAUACGUAUAUAUGUAUAAAUGUAUGUGUGUAUGUAUAGAGAGAUAUAUGAACAUAUAAAUAUUAUUGAAUUGAAGAACUUAAGUGUUCUAUAAGGUCCUCCUUUUGUUGUGCCCUACUCAGGCCAACGACUGGGAACGUCCACAAGUAUAAAUCUAUUAGGUGCAGGGGUGUCGCACAUGAAUUCAACUGGAUAGAUGGACCACGUAAGGGAUGUUGAACAGCAGCUUCCAUAUGACACAUUUGAAGGAUUUGGGCAACCAUUUUCCCCCUGGCUAAAUCUGACUAUGCCUAUUGUUGGUUGUAAAUGGAGUUUUGGGGUAGGUAGUAAUAAAACAUGUUAACGCCAUGCAUAUCCAGAGUACCGGUUUUGAAGAAAAACUAAGACCUGUUUACACGCAUGUGUAAACAAACUUGACAUGCAAUACAAUAAGAAUUGGAACUGUAGGGAGUAAACAUCCUAAUUAAUUGGCAUUGAAAUAUACUAGCUUUCCCUGAAUUUUACAGAUGGUUAUUGGUUAAGUUUGUGAACUGAAAUGUGUUUAUGAAAAGGAACUCGUCAUAUCUGUAAGGUGGUUUAGCAAGCUGGUAGGUUUGUGAUGGGAAGCUGCAGGUGAUGGGAAGCUGCAGGUUUUGGUGAACCGACUGCAUGUGACAGCUAGGAGUUGGAAAUUGCUGUGGUAAGAAUGUCAGAAUGCAGCAUGAGGGGGUUAUGUUUGUAAUAAUUGGCAUGGUCUCAUUUACAAAUUAUAUUUUGACUAUGGUACAAGUUUACUUGUGUCAUGCAAAUAUGGGAGAAAUGAACCGAUUUGUCUUUUAUGACGUGAGACCUGUGACUUUGACAUGAGGUUCUCGUCAUUUUUAAACCCUCUGCCCAGUAGGUGAUUGGUUUGGGUAUGAGCUGAACAGGAAGAGGGGUAUGGGUGUGGUGUGACUGCUUGAGAGGGCUGAUGCCUGGAUUGGUUUUGAGCUUGUUAAGAAUUGGGCUGGCAUUGUCCUCCUGGUGUAAUAUUGUACAUAUCUGUACAUUUUUGGGGGCUCUGCAGUAUGGUUGGUGAGUGUGUGUGUGUGUGUAUAUAUGCAUUUUUAAGAAACAUUAACAUUAAUUAUUCAUUAAUUGAGAUUCAUAAAGCAGCAUAAUUGGCUCCUUAUUUUAAACUGGCUUGCAAUGUCUUAACAUUUUGUUAAGUACUAUAAAGCAUGACUUCUCCCCAUGAACAUACCUGCACAACAGUUUUGGGGCAGUCUUCCAGGCAUUUAGAUGGUUCAUACUGGGAUUGCAUUGAGUUCUAAUAGCAUGCUGUGCAAAUGAGCUGUCAUAUCCCUUUAAGAAUCCCACUCAUCCAUUGAGAGCUCAGAUCACUGUGGAAUCUAACAUUAUAAUGCAAUUAUUUUGAUAAUGAAAUUAAACUGUCAUUACAUUUACAUUACAUUUAGCGGACGCUGUUAUUAUCCAGAGCAACGUAAUACAGAACUUGUGUUUUAUGACGUUGCGGUCUUCCUGAGCACAUGGUGGUAGAUUAUGUAUUGGAGGGUUUGGUUUAAGAAGCUUUGCUUUCAUUAUACGUAUGUUCUUGUGUCCAGGAGUCUGUGGUGCUGCUGUGGUUUGACAGUUUAGAGGAGCAAAUAUGUCCUAAUUAUUCAAAAGUUGAAAUAAUUGUGCAGAAUUUAAUGUUACGUUAAGCAGAGAGGUAGAAAUCAUGAUAGUGUCAGUGUUUUGAUAAGAUAUUGUAGACAAUUCUGCCCUUAAAUUCAUAGGAUUAAUGACAGUCCCUUGUACAUUUCAGUCUUGUUUUGGGGUUUGAUGACUUUGUACCUUCUUGGAUAUGAUUUGAGGAUGUUCAUGUGCAUCAUAUAUUUGGAUACUUUGUGCUUCCAUUAACUGUGAAGUGGACGUUAGUGAUGACUAGACAUUUUAACUUUUAGCUGUUCAGUUUUUACUAUGCUUUUACAAACUUUGUAAUUAACUAAUUUAGCCUCUGUAUGAAUGAAUUUGAAAACCAUCCAGACCAAAUUUAAUCAAGCAGAAUGACAAUCUCAGGAGCAAAGUUCCAAUCAACUGUUUCUCACUCCCUUGCCCUUCCUUUCCAUCAAAUGUUUCAGUUAAUGCUUAGUGUUUUUGAUUGCUGUUAAGGCUUGAAAUGAAUGUAGUCUCUCUUGGUGGACACACCAGUCCACAGUCUUUAGUCCACACCAGUUAGUGAUUUGAAUGUUCUUGUACAGUAGAUUUGUCUCCUACACAUCACAUGAUCAUCUUUGAUCUGGAUAGUUUUAUAGGAGAUUUGUUUUAUUUAAUCAUUUUCUUUAAAUAUAUAUUCUUUUUUUCUUUGUGCUCCUCUUUUAUCCAUUUGGCUGAUUUGGGUUUGAUUUUUUUUGUAUGCUUUUUAUGCUUUUUUUAAUUUAUUGUAACUCUAGCAUACCUUUUUAUUUCUCUCUAGUUAGUUUCUUCUCCCCAAAUUUGUGUGUAAUAAUUUGGGGUAUGUAUUACUUUAGUUAAGACAUGGCCUAAGUACUCUGCAUUGCUGUUUUGGUAGCAGUUCAGUGUUAUUGCUUUACUUUGGCCUGCUUUUUAAAUUCGAUUUUACAUUCAGUAAUGGCUAAACCAUGAGCAGCUAGUGGUGUUGUGAAUUUAAAUGCACUAACCUUGUUUCAAAACAUGAUAACUGUUCUGUAAGUUGUAAUCAUUUAGACACAUGCCUUAUGGAAAGGUGUUGAUUAGGAUUGUUGAUUUCUACAGGAUUAGGGUUUUGAUUUUCUUUUUGUUCAACUAUUCAGCUCAAGCUGUGUAGAGAUUUAGGUGACUUAUAGGAUGAGUGAACAAAUGAGACACUGAAUUAUUGAUCUAUAGAUGUUUGAACAAAAAAAAAUGUUUAAAGAAAAUAAAGUAAACUAUCCUUGUUUUACCCCAAAUGUGAUUUGAGUCUCCUGUGCAUGAAUUUUAAACGUCUGUCUGCUUUGUAGGUUUCGUCCUGAUCCUUUAUUUGCGAUUGUGUGUGUGCAUGUGUGCUCUCUCUAAAUAAUCAUUAUUCUGACCAUGCCACAAUUCCAGUGCCUUUAUCUCAGUGUUGAACUUUCCUACUAAAAGAAAGUUAGUUGGAUGAACACAAUUCAUGUAACUGAAUAAAACAGGCUUGUUGGUUGUGAAAUUGUGAGCACAAGGACUUUUAAAGACAAAAUGGCAUUUAUGUACAUUUAGCUCUGGAGGCUAUAAUAUGGCUUUAGAAAAUGUGAGUUUGUUAUGUGUGUAUUUGCUUAUGUGUAGUCGAAUAAGUAGUAGAUGUUUUAGCCUGACCUUAUACUACUGUUUCAGAUCAUGAUUGGCAUCCCGCUUUAUGAGAAUUUCCAACGUGAACUGGGAUGAUGUGGUUUCAGAGUCUGGGGACUGUUGAAUCAUUGCAAAAAUGUAUUAAAAUAUAAAUAUAUUUUUAACAA